Prorocentrum cordatum is the source of this 1616-nucleotide messenger RNA. NCBI's taxonomy places the organism in Eukaryota, Dinophyceae, Prorocentrales, Prorocentraceae. The record is from the annotation of a GenBank genome assembly.
UGUGGCUCAGGGUGUCGCGGUGAUUGUCCACGGCGACCGUCGCAAUUGCGUUCAAGCCAUGGCGGAGCUCGCUGGCUUCAACGUGAACCAUGGUUUCACCGAGGCAGUCGUGCGAGGCCUGCGCACGGGCUUCCUCGAGCCCGAGGACUACAGGCGCCUGGCUACCUCGGACUCCCUGGAGGACUUGCGGAGCGCCCUAGAGGAGACCGACUAUGGGAACUUCCUCCAGGACGAGCCCUCGCCUCUCCUCGUGUCGACGAUCUCCAAGAAGUGCUACGAGAAGCUCGCAGAUGAGUUCAGGUAUGUCAAGGCUCAGACAGUCGAACCGCUCACAACGUUCCUGGACUUCAUUGCGAGGGAGAAAAUGAUCGACAACAUCGUCGUGCUCAUUCAAGGCGCUCUGAACAACAAGGCCCCGAAGGACCUUGAGGACAAGAUCCACCCGAUCGGCGCGUUCGACAAGGCCGCCAUGAACAUGAUCAUGUCGGACUCAUUCGACCCCCAGGGCGGCUUCGACGACAUCUACCGGAUCUUCUUGCAGGAUACCCCUAUCGGGCCGUAUUUCGAGGAGUUCCUGGCAGACAAGAACCCAGACAAGGAAGACCCGCAGAAAGGCCUCGACAAGCGCGGUAUCCUCAGCAAGCAGGACUUGGAGAUCAUGAAAGGGCUCUUGAAGAAGGCGUGGCUCGAGGACUUUCACAAGUUCGUCCUGAGCCUGGGCGGCACCACGUCGGAGGUCAUGGGCGACAUCCUGAAGACGGAGGCGGACUUCCGCGUGCUGCUCGUGACGCUCAAUGCGCUGAACACGCACCUCAGCACCGGCUCGGAGGGCGCGCUCAAGGAACGGAACGAUCUGUGGCCCUCAUUCGGCUACCUGUACCCCGAGGGCCAGAAGGCAUUGGGAGUGGCGUUCAACGAGAGCACGGUCCGGGAUUCCCUGAGCCACCCCGCCAAGUACUUGCAGCUCUUCGACCAGGUGAAGUCUUACUACGGCGCCGAGGCAGAGCAAGCCGCGAAGGGGAACCAGUCGAUGGAGGAUCUGAUCUACGCCGAGAACGUGAAAAUGUACGAGAUGGCAUUCGAGCAGCAGUACCAUUUUGGCAUCUUCUACGCCUGGGUGAAGCUCCGGGAGCAGGAGAUACGCAACAUCCGCUGGAUCGCGAACAUGAUCAUCCUGCAAACGAAGGAUCACAUCGACGACACAAUCGUUCCCAUCUUCCAGCCCCGCCUGUGAGGGACGCGCCCGCUGCUGCAGACCAGUGCGGGCGCACCGCAGUCUGCGAAGAAUACAGUAGCUAUAGGGAGUGUCUGCGGUCUUAUACGCGCGACAGGCCGGAUAGGUGUCGGAGUACGCUCCGUUUCGGGAUGAAGCCAGCAGCGGCGCACCGCGACUGCUCGUGGUGAUGCUGGCCCUCGUCUCAUCGAGCGACGUCCAGGCGAGUGGUCUCAGGCCUCACGCCUCUUUGCAAGCAGCUCGAAGUCCUUGUCGUCGCCCUUCUCCUCCUCCCUCCGCUGCGUCCGCUUCCUGCUCCCUGCGGCCUCUGCUAUUUCUGUUGUGGUCGCGCCUGCUCUUCGAAAUCUUGGCUUAGUGUGACCCCCAUAUUUCAGGAGGGAAA